GAACGACCGACCCCUCGGAGUUGGUGGGAAUCAGCCAAACGCCGCUCCUGCGAAUGACACCUUGCUUGACGCGCCUAGCUCAGUGAGAGUACGUUUUCCCUCGGAACCCUACGAACCGCGCUACUUAGGUUUUGAGCGAACCGCUCUAGAACGCAAAUCACCGUACGAACCGCGCCGAAGUGAAGUGUGGUGACACGGCCUACAUACCUGCUGGAUUCCUGCUGAGUCUCGUUUCUGGCUGACCGCGGCGUCCUGUUGGGCUCGGAUUAGUCAGCUCGGCCUGCAGCGGCACUCGCAACCCGCUCGUGCGCGUCGCUGCAUCGCAGCAAAGUAGCCCUCGCACUAUCUGUCGUCGUCGCGCCGUCGCCGGCCCCCAUGGCGACGUUCGAGGCGUACGAGCGGCAGUUCACCGACAUCGUCGACGCCCUCUCGCGCGCCGGGCAGUCGAGCCACUGCCUGCACGAGCUGAAGCGACGCGUGGACGACGCCGACUCGCUCAUUCGCCAGAUGGAUCUCGAGGCGCGCUCCCUUCCCCCCGCUGACCGCGCGCACCUCUUGGCGCGACUGCGCGCACACAAGCUCGCGCUGCUGGCGGCCAAGAAGCGCGCCAAGGAGAUGGCUGGGGACGCGGGGGAGGGGGGAGCGGUGGCGGGGCAACGGGGGGGGGGAGGGGGGCUGAGAGCGGCGGAGGAGCGAGCAGCGCUGAUGGAAGAAGGCAGGGACUAUGUGCCUCUAUCGGAGGGGAAGGGUUGCAUGGUGCAUUGGUGGACCUGGCACGGCACCGACUGCCCGGAGUUGGCCAAGCUUGCUUGCCGUGUCCUCACUCAGCCGGUGUCUGCUUCUGCAUGCGAGCGCAACUGGGCAGUGUGGGAUUCGGUCCACACUGCUUGGCGCAACAAGCUCGGCUCGGAGAAGCUGAAGGAUUUGGUUUACAUUGCGCACAACUGAGGGGGCACGGGAGGCUGGUGU
Messenger RNA from Closterium sp. NIES-67, 969 nucleotides. The record is from the annotation of a GenBank genome assembly. Lineage: Eukaryota; Viridiplantae; Streptophyta; Zygnematophyceae; Desmidiales; Closteriaceae.